AUGGAUGUUUUAAAUAGCGCACAAACAGAGUAUAAAAAAAUAGAGGCGAAACAUAUUGAUUUUUUUCCAAAGAUCACUGAGAAAAUGGAAACAUCAACUUUGCGUGAAGUAAACCAAAAAAUACUUCAGGAUUCCACAAGUACAGUAGAGACUGUAAAGCAAAACCUUGCCGAAAUUUUCCGGUCUGUCGAACUUUUAACGUCACAAAUGUCAGAUGAUCAUAAAGAAUUUCAAAAAACGAUAUCAAGAUACGAAAAAGUAAUAGACAAGAAAUGGAAACAGGAUAUUACAAUCGCCAGCAAUCCUGACGCAUUUGUUGAUAAGGAACAAGUUCUUCAAAGAACCAUAGCAUUACAUUUUAUACGCCAAGGCAAAUUUAAAUUAGUGGAUACUUUCAUGCAAGAUACGCAAUUAAUGGACAUCACUAUCGAUUUACAAGAACAAUUUGAUAAUAUGUACAAAAUUUUGGAUGCUAUUGAUAAUUUCAAUUUACGUCCAGCUCUAGAGUGGGCAAAAUCAAAACGCAAAGAAUUAGAACAGAGGGGAAAAGAAGAAUGA
This is a messenger RNA of Racocetra fulgida, 558 nucleotides long. NCBI's taxonomy places the organism in Eukaryota, Fungi, Glomeromycota, Glomeromycetes, Diversisporales, Gigasporaceae. The record is from the annotation of a GenBank genome assembly.